UGAAAGCCAUCAUAGCUAGCUGUACUGUGUCUGCUGUGAAAACUCUGGGCAGCGCACAGGAUUUUCAUCAUAUGCAAUUUACAGCGAUUGGCAGGAUAGUCUAGUCUCUGCCUUAGACGGCACGCUCAGUCCGUUCAUUGACUGCCAGAUGUAUAUUGCACGCUAAAUUAGAAAGCACUUUGUUGGUCUGGCAAGCUCUUAUCUGAUAGGCUGACUUCACCUAACCUCCAGGAGUAAAAUAGUGGAGGGUUUUUUAUCAGAUCGUCUGGAAACAAAGUCGUGGUUGUGGGUACGACAAGUGCUUUUGAGGAUGAAAUAAUCACUGGAUUUGUCAGGAAGAAUGUAAGCAGAUCAUGGCCCGUCAGAAGUCCAACUCGCAGUCGGACUCUCAUGAUGAUGAAAUUUCUCCUCCUCCUCCAAACCCGGUGGUGAAGGCCCGACGCCGGAGAGGCGGAGUCAGUGCUGAGGUCUACACGGAGGAAGAUGCCGUCAGCUACGUCAGAAAGGUCAUUCCAAAAGACUACAAGACCAUGACGGCCCUGGCUAAAGCCAUUUCAAAGAAUGUCCUUUUCGCCCACUUGGAUGACAAUGAAAGAAGUGAUAUAUUUGACGCCAUGUUCCCGGUCACACACAUCGCUGGGGAGACGGUCAUCCAACAAGGUGAUGAAGGAGAUAACUUCUAUGUUAUUGACCAAGGAGAAGUUGAUGUGUAUGUUAACGGAGAAUGGGUGACCAGUAUCGGAGAGGGAGGCAGUUUCGGAGAGUUGGCUCUGAUCUACGGGACUCCGCGAGCUGCUACCGUUAAAGCCAAGACUGACCUGAAGCUGUGGGGUAUAGACAGAGACAGCUAUCGACGCAUCCUCAUGGGAAGCACAUUGAGAAAGAGGAAGAUGUAUGAAGAGUUUCUGAGUAAAGUGUCCAUACUUGAAUCUCUCGAUAAGUGGGAGAGGUUGACGGUGGCUGAUGCCCUGGAGCCUGUGCAGUCUGACGAUGGAGAGAAGAUCGUCGUUCAGGGAGAACCUGGAGAUGACUUCUUCAUUAUAACAGAGGGCACGGCGUCCGUUCUGCAGCGCAGGUCUGAUAAUGAAGAAUACGUUGAAGUGGGCCGCCUGGGUCCGUCUGACUACUUCGGGGAGAUAGCCCUGCUGCUAAACAGACCCCGGGCGGCUACGGUUGUGGCCAGGGGUCCGCUCAAGUGCGUCAAGCUGGACCGGCCGCGUUUCGAGCGCGUCCUCGGACCCUGCUCCGAGAUCCUCAAGAGAAACAUCCAGAGAUACAACAGCUUCAUAUCUCUCACAGUCUAACCCGACCAUCUGACACGUGUCGUGAGGUCCCAGACCUCCUUCAGGUGACUCGGGUGUCUGGUUGCAUAAAACAAUUUACGACGUAAUUCGUCGGUUUCACUUAAAUCGUUCGCUCUGAAUUUGGUACGUUCUGUUGAUGUUGAACUUAAGUUCUUUUAUGCAGCCAAGCAUUCCAUUAUUAUUUGCGAGAAGUGCUCUGCCGUUUUCCUUUAUUUGCGUACGUACACUUUGAAUUGACCAAUGCUGUCACAAAGCAUUAUCUGCGCAGGAAAUGAUGUGCCCAAACAGACUGAAAUGAAAAUCGACGUGGCAUGUGUCAAUGUUUUGCAACAUGUGAUGCAUGCAGACCAGAAAUGCGUUUCGCAUACUUGCCAUUCAGAUCCAGCAGACUGUAAUGAACGAUGAGGAAAUUGCGGUGAUAUAAUGGAAGGCACGACUAUAUGUUUACACAGAAGAGCGUGUAUUUUGAUGCUGUGCUGUUGUUGGGUCUGUUUUUGGUUUAUUUGACUACUCUGACCCUGUGAGGAUGAAUCUCACGAAACCGAAAAUACGCAAGAAAUACAAAUGUAUGUAUUGCUUAUGGAAAAUGAAACUUCUGUCAUCAUUUACUCUUGGCAUUUCAAACCUGUAUGACUUUCUUUCUUCUGCAGAACACACAAAAAAAUGUAAAGAAAGUUGGUAACCGAACUGUGCCGGCACGCACCCAUUCACUUCUAUUGAAUGAACACAAAACCAAUGCAAGUGAUUGGGGACCAGUCAACAGCAUUCUUCAAAAUAUCUUCUUUUGUGUUCUGUAGAAGAGGUUGUGCAAAUGAUAACAGAAUUUUCAAUUUUGAGUCACUUUAAGCCUAUUUUUGGGACUGUUGAGAUUUUUCAUUAUUUAAAAAACGACAAUGCACAUUUAACCCCAAAUUCUAUGAUAUUGUCCUGCAUUUAAACAUCAUGGUAGUGUUUGUUAUACUGAUUUUUAAAAUACUAUAUUAUGUAAUGAAAAAUGCUUGAUUGUCAGAAAACAUUCAACAAUUUCAGUCCCAAAACGAGCUUUAUUUUCUCUUUAUGCCAAACGCGUUUUUGUGAGAUUUACCCGUUUACUGAAAAUACAUAUUUUGCUUUUCUGUAGUAAUAUUUGGGUCUUGGCUACAUUAUGCUUCUAACACUGGAAAUGUCGGGAAGGGGUUUUGUUACAUUUCAAGAGAUGGGGUUUAAUAAAGAACCGUGUGGAAGGGGAUUUCAUGCUCAGCGUCCGAUCGACGUUAAUUCAAAAAUGCAGUUUUUCCAAAAUGCAGUCGUAUUAUAAAACCACAUGACACUCUUGAGGCCAUGACACAUUUACUCUAGAAGGUACUGUGAUAAAUAUAUUCUUCAAUGUAAACUGAAAAAUGGCAUUUGCUGUGUCUCAAAAUCUAAUGAGCCGUGAAUGGCCAAAAUACUAGGAUUAGAGACACAGCCAUUGUUUGUUUGUUGUAAUUUAAGGAGAGGGUGGGCUUUUUGCAAUUUAGUGGUUUUAAAUGAGUGCGUUUGAGUUUAUCUGAAUGCAUUUGGGAGGAGAGAUUGUGCAUGCUUUGUUUCAGGGUUUUGAAACACGCACACACACACACACCAGCCCUUACACACAUUCUGCUCUUCAGACCAAUAAAGAAAAGCUUCUGAACACCAUUAAAUGCUUUGCUGCCGUUUAAUGCAUCUAUUUGUCUUUCCUGCAAGAGCCUUUGAUCUCUUCUAGAUCACCUUAUCAUUCAUGCUGUCGGAUCUCUCUCUCUCUCACUGCCAGUCAGAUGUCAGCUUGUAUUGUCAGUGGAAGGAGAGGCUCGUGAGAUUAAACUCCAGCUUUUGGCUUUGACACAUUCCAUCAGAUCUUAACAACACUAAAUCAACUAGGGAAUGUACUGAAGUCCACCACUCAAGCCUUUAAAACACAAACACUCUUUAAUGUAAUUGCCUCAAACCCAAUUAAUGACCUUUUGUAAUACGAUCAGCUAAUGUUUCUGUUUUGUAAUAAGAUCCACUCAUUUCUUACAUGUUUAAAAGCUGCAAGUGUGUUUUUCCUCUUUUUUUUUAAAUUGGCAGGC
Messenger RNA from Triplophysa rosa, 3373 nucleotides. It is a transcript of the gene prkar1b, whose product is annotated as protein kinase, cAMP-dependent, regulatory, type I, beta. Gene Ontology annotation, cellular component: cAMP-dependent protein kinase complex. Lineage: Eukaryota; Metazoa; Chordata; Actinopteri; Cypriniformes; Nemacheilidae. Bases 354 to 1304 code for a protein of 316 amino acids. Gene Ontology annotation, molecular function: cAMP-dependent protein kinase regulator activity. The record is from RefSeq and is a predicted model, not a curated record. Gene Ontology annotation, biological process: regulation of protein phosphorylation. The transcript is spliced from 10 exons.